CCACCUUCCGCCUCAAACCCACUCGCGGCCCGCUCGACCCUUCAGCUCACGUCACCCGGCCCACUCGCGCCAGAUGGGCCCAUCACCGCUCAGUCGUGCGCGAGGCACCCAAAAAUGCAAAGCGAAAAUGUCGCCGCCAAGAGGAAUCGAACCCGCGUUCACUCUUCAGCCAGACAAGCCAUAUCACCAACAGAAUACAGAUGCGCUUGGUGAUCCUUGGGCGCAGUACUCUCAUAUUAAUGAACCCGCGCCAUCACCAACUCGCGUCAAAAAGCAUCAUCAUCGCGAGGACUCGAACCCGUGCCAUCAC
This is a messenger RNA of Linum tenue, 310 nucleotides long. The record is from the annotation of a GenBank genome assembly. NCBI's taxonomy places the organism in Eukaryota, Viridiplantae, Streptophyta, Magnoliopsida, Malpighiales, Linaceae.